AUGUCUCGCAAGAUGCAGACCUUCGUAACGAUCGUGCUUUUAUUCGCUGUCGUAUCCGUGGUGGAGCUGAAAUCGGAGUCAAAGAAGCAUAAACGCGGAGUAGCGUUUUUCGGAUCGCCUGAUUUCUUUGGAAUUAUGCCAGCCUUUGCUCCUUCAUGGGCUCCGACGGGUUUUGCUGCUUCAGCCUGGAACCCCCCGAUCAGCCCAGACGUAGCGCUCGCACAAGUCCAAGUUCAAGCCACACACGAUGUAGCGCUUCAGGCGCUGAGGGAUCCGGCGCCCGGUACGCCCAGCAUCGCGUACCCGCCCGAGGUUCUGAAAGCGAUUCAGCAAGCGAAAGAGGCGAACAACAAUGUUGCCAUGGCUCAGCACAAAGUUGCGGAGGCGAAGCAAGCUGCGUUGAUUCAGCAGAAAAUUGCAUUGGCAAAGGAGGCGGCGGCAAGGGAAGCUGCCGCGAGGUCGCAUGAAAUUUCGCAAUAUGCCGAGACCGAGGCUAAAGCCAGUGCUCGACAGCUCGUGGCACUGCAACAGAGAUUAGCAACCCUAAAGGAUUCUGUAGCAGCUGCACAGAGAGUAGCAGCGGCGAGAGAAGCCGCCGCAGCUGCGGCGAUCCAAAGAAACGCGGCAAACACCGCCGCGGAAUUGCGGAAGCUGGAUGUUGAUAAGCAAAUUAAUCAGUCCGAGCAGGAGGCUAAGGAAAAGGAUGUAUUAGCUGCGAAGGAAAACGCGAUAGCAGCUGCGGUCCAGCAUGCGAGCUUACAGAAAGCUGCUCAUCAUCCUUGGGGUUGA
This is a messenger RNA of Vollenhovia emeryi, 789 nucleotides long. RefSeq lists its product as uncharacterized. The transcript has 5 exons. The coding region runs from base 1 to 789 and encodes 262 amino acids. The record is from RefSeq and is a predicted model, not a curated record. NCBI's taxonomy places the organism in Eukaryota, Metazoa, Arthropoda, Insecta, Hymenoptera, Formicidae.